Molecule: messenger RNA, 492 nt
Organism: Strongylus vulgaris
Lineage: Eukaryota; Metazoa; Nematoda; Chromadorea; Rhabditida; Strongylidae
Source: the annotation of a GenBank genome assembly
AUGUGGUAUAUUAGAAUUUCAGGGCUUGCUAAUGAAUUCGGCUCACAUCUUAUCGAAGGAGGAACACCGGGGAGAGUGGAGAUCAUCUUGCUGAACGAGCUCGGUAGAAGUCUGGAAGCAGCCAAUGAGCCGGAUCGGCGCUUGAUUUCUAGGCUUAACAGGGCUCUGUUAUCCUAUGACUCUAACGAUAUCGGUCUUUACCAUGUCCCUUCGCCAUCAAGACCCGCUUGGAAGACGUGGAAUCUGGAUCAAGAGGACCCUGUGAAGAUGAUGCAAGUGGUGGAUACCGUAUCCGAACUGCUACAGUUACCACGUGAAGAAAGCUAUGAGGAAGAAGAUGUUAACCUUAAGCCACGCAGUGAGUGGAAUCCACGCCAUGCAGCAGAAAUCAUCGCUGCAUCGCUAGGUGCUAAGUUGCCAGCUGAUACAUCUAGUCUAUUUUCUCGAGGUACAUCCCCGGAUAGGAAGUCGGAAUACGAGAUUGAUGGCAGG